CCUACAGACAGAAACAUGGCAUUUAAUGGUACUUGGAAAAUAGACAGAAGUGAAAACUAUGACAAGUUCAUGGAGGUGAUGGGUGUUAACGUGAUGAAAAGAAAGUUAGGAGCCCAUGAUAACUUGAAGAUGACUAUUCAACAAGAUGGAAACAAAAUUACUGUCAAAGAAUCAAGCAACUUCCGUACCAUAGAUAUUGAAUUCACGCUGGGAGUCAAUUUUGAGUACAGUCUGGCUGAUGGGACUGAACUUACUGGUUCUUGGAACAUGGAAGGAAAUAAACUUGUAGGAACAUUUACCAGAAAAGAUAAUGGAAAAGCACUCACUGCAUACAGAGAAAUCGUAGGUGACGAACUUGUUCAGACCUACGUAUAUGAAGGAACUGAAGCCAAGAGAUUCUUCAAAAGGGGCUGAGGACUUCACCCAGAACAGCACCAGAAUCAAAAAACAAUGAAAAAAGACCAUUUUACUACAUAUCCUCCGCUUUUUUCCCCUUUUAUCCCCUCACAGCACCUCCUAAGCUGCAAUUACUUAGCCCUGUUGAAAAAACAGGCUAGUUCCUUAUGUUUACUGUUUUGCCUUGAAUAAACAAAAUACGAUUACAAUUU
This is a messenger RNA of Fulmarus glacialis (Northern fulmar), 608 nucleotides long. It is a transcript of the gene FABP2, whose product is annotated as fatty acid binding protein 2, intestinal. The record is from RefSeq and is a predicted model, not a curated record. The coding region runs from base 16 to 414 and encodes 132 amino acids. Gene Ontology annotation, cellular component: nucleus; cytosol. Gene Ontology annotation, biological process: fatty acid transport. Gene Ontology annotation, molecular function: fatty acid binding. The transcript is spliced from 4 exons. NCBI's taxonomy places the organism in Eukaryota, Metazoa, Chordata, Aves, Procellariiformes, Procellariidae.